This is a messenger RNA of Lodderomyces theae, 1338 nucleotides long. It is a transcript of the gene CDS1, whose product is annotated as phosphatidate cytidylyltransferase. NCBI's taxonomy places the organism in Eukaryota, Fungi, Ascomycota, Pichiomycetes, Serinales, Debaryomycetaceae. The record is from RefSeq and is a predicted model, not a curated record. The coding region runs from base 1 to 1338 and encodes 445 amino acids. Gene Ontology annotation, cellular component: endoplasmic reticulum membrane. Gene Ontology annotation, molecular function: phosphatidate cytidylyltransferase activity. The transcript has a single exon.
AUGAGCCAUAAGCACAGUAAAGGAGCUGAUGUCGAUGGCGACGCCGCCUCUAUAAAAACUCCAGCAGCAUCUACAUCUGUAACGCCAUCCAUAUCCAAAACAGAAAACGACAACAAGUCAUCAGAGGGAGGGCUGGUGAUCAAUGAAAGGGAAAAGAAAAAACAAGCAUUUGUAACCAGAACAAUCUGGACGUUUGUCAUGAUUGGUGGCUUUUUCAUCGUUAUAGCUUCGGGCCACUUGCCGAUAAUUGCAAUGAUAUUGCUAUUCCAAUUCUUGACAUUCAAAGAGGUUAUUGCAUUAACCUCGGAACCGGCGAGAGAUAAAAAGAUUCCUUACAAUAGAUCACUCAAUUGGUAUUUCUUGGUUACUACGUGGUACUAUUUGGAUUUCCCAUCGUUGGUGGACUUUUUCCAGGACCAAAUCUAUUCAAACAAAUUUCUUACUUUAAUCAUCUUAAACCACAAGAUUAUCAGCUACUCGUUAUACAUUGCCGGAUUUGUGUUUUUUGUUUGGACGUUGAAAAAGGGUUACUACAAGUUUCAAUUUGCUCAACUCUGUGUCACUCACAUGACUUUGUUGUUGGUUGUAUUCCAAGCACAUCUCAUUAUCGGAAACAUACUAAAUGGUAUCUUUUGGCUCUUUUUACCAUCAGCAUUGGUCAUUGUUAAUGACAUCUUUGCCUAUGUAUGUGGAAUCACCUUUGGUCGCACUCAAUUGAUUGAAAUAUCGCCCAAAAAAACAGUUGAAGGAUUUGUCGGUGCUUGGAUUUGCACUGGUAUUGCUGCAGUCAUUGGCUCACUUAUCUUGUCCAAGUCUGACUAUUUGAUUUGCCCUGCCCAGAAUUUAUCAACCCACUUGUACAAUUAUCCAAGUUGCGAACCAAACCCCGUGUUUAUCCCACAAGUUUACCAGUUGCCACAAAACAUAGUCGACCUUUUUGGAGGCAAGGUUGAACUCGUCACUUUCAAGCCAAUCUACUUUCACGCUGCAGUUCUUGCAACUUUUGCAUCCUUGAUUGCUCCCUUUGGUGGGUUUUUCGCAAGUGGUUUGAAGAGAGCUUUUGGUAUCAAGGAUUUUGGUGACACGAUUCCAGGCCAUGGCGGCAUUACCGAUAGAUUUGACUGUCAAUUUUUGAUGGGCUCAUUCACUUACUUGUACUAUCAAACGUUCAUCAGUAAUCACAAUAUGAACUUGGGCAAAGUUUUGCAAAUGGCAAUCAUCAAUUUGAGUGCACCACAAUUGAUUCAAUUGGUAAAGAGCAUUUUGAGGUACUUGAAUAGAGAGGGCGUUGUUGAUGAUGAGAAGUUGCAAGUAAUUGUUGAACUAUUGGCUAGCUGA